AUGAGCAACUGUAAUGCAGUUGCCACUCUAUUAGAAACUGAGGGAAAGUUGAAAAGGGAAACGAAUGAUGAAUUUGUAAGUUCGACCUUAUACAAACAAAUCAUUGGAUCCUCGAGGUAUCUUUGCAACACUAGACCCGAUAUUUGUCAAAGUUUCGGAUUGUUGAGCCGAUUUAUGGAGAAAUCUCAAGAGUGUCAUCUCAUUGGAGUAAAGAGGGUGCUGAGAUACAUAAAGGGAACAAUUGAUCAUGGUGUGCUGAUGCCAAAGAAGUCGAAGAACAUCACAGAUUUAGAAGUCUAUGGAUACACUGAUUCAAAUUUCAGUGGAGAUCAAGACGAAAAGAAAACUAUUGUAGGCUACAUUUUAAUGAUCGAAGAUGCUCCAAUCUCUUGGAGAUCAAGAAAGAAAAACAUUGUGGCUUUUUUCAUCAUGCGAAGCGGAAUAUGUGGCUGCAUCAUAUACUGCAUGCCAAGCAACAUGGAUCGAAAUGUUGCUUGA
Molecule: messenger RNA, 498 nt
Organism: Vicia faba (fava bean)
Lineage: Eukaryota; Viridiplantae; Streptophyta; Magnoliopsida; Fabales; Fabaceae
Source: the annotation of a GenBank genome assembly